Molecule: messenger RNA, 336 nt
Organism: Aspergillus japonicus CBS 114.51
Lineage: Eukaryota; Fungi; Ascomycota; Eurotiomycetes; Eurotiales; Aspergillaceae
Exons: 1
Coding region: 1-336 (111 amino acids)
Source: RefSeq, a predicted model, not a curated record
AUGGCCGACCGAGACCUCGAGAUCGACAUCGAGGGAGUCGACAAGGUCCUGUUGCUGAGGCUUCUGCACGACAGCGCAAGCUCGUUUCCAAGAACCGCCAGACGGCCCUUCGAUGAGCAGGCGGCACACGUAGCGGUUAGGAACUACAUCCAUUAUUUCUGUGGCUGUUUAAUCGCCUGUGAUAUCUCCGGCAAAACGGCCCGGCAUACCUGGCGGUAUGACUGGUACGUGGGGAAGGGGUCCUUUGUGGAGAUGGUUGCAAUGGCGCGGGAAAUUAUGGUGGGAGAGCAGCUGGAGUCGGAGUUGCGGUUCCAGUUGGAUGGGGCUUCUGCUUGA